Paramormyrops kingsleyae is the source of this 2052-nucleotide messenger RNA. It is a transcript of the gene pip4p2, whose product is annotated as phosphatidylinositol-4,5-bisphosphate 4-phosphatase 2. Lineage: Eukaryota; Metazoa; Chordata; Actinopteri; Osteoglossiformes; Mormyridae. Gene Ontology annotation, cellular component: plasma membrane; late endosome membrane; lysosomal membrane. Gene Ontology annotation, biological process: phosphatidylinositol dephosphorylation. The record is from RefSeq and is a predicted model, not a curated record. Gene Ontology annotation, molecular function: phosphatidylinositol-4,5-bisphosphate 4-phosphatase activity.
UAAACAGCGCCGCACCCCCAAAGUCGCGCUGAAGCCCCGCCCACGGAGCGCCGCCCAUCGGUACCGGCGGCCCGUUCUCGGCUGCGCUGCUUCCCGUCGGCGGCUCUCUGUGCACCGUAAUAGACAGACAUGGCUUCGGAUGGCAUGGACGAGCGGUCCCCGCUGCUGUCAGUCCCGGACUCGGGCAGCGUAACUCCCACGGCGCCGCCGUACCUGCAGGACGGCAGCCCGAGAGCGGAGCUUCCUCCCCCUUACACGGCCAUCGCGAACCCCGAUGCCGCGGGCGUCCCCGUCAUCAACUGCCGUGUGUGCCAGGCCCUCAUCAACCUGGACGGGAAGCUCCAUCAGCACGUGGUCAAAUGCACGACUUGCAAUGAGGCCACGCCAAUCAAAAACCCACCAAAUGGAAAAAAGUAUGUGAGAUGCCCAUGUAACUGUCUGCUAAUCUGCAAAGACACGUCUCGGAGGAUAGGAUGUCCACGACCUAACUGCAGACGCAUCAUCAACCUGAGCCCGGUGAUGGUGAUUCCGGAGGAGCAGCCCGCCCAGCCUGCCCUCCCCGUGCAGCCCGAGGGCAUGCGUGUGGUGUGCGGACACUGCGGCAACACUUUCCUGUGGAUGGAGCUGCGAUUUAACACACUGGCAAAGUGUCCACACUGUAAAAAAAUAUCCUCUGUGGGCAGCGCCCUUCCACGACGGCGCUGUUGUGCCUACAUCACAGUGGGCAUGAUCUGUAUCUUCAUCGGGAUUGGCUUAACUGUGGGCACGCAGGACUUCGCUAGACGCUAUCACGCUACAUACGUAUCCUGGGCCUUCGCCUACCUUCUGGGCCUGGUGUGCCUGGUGCGGGCGUGUUACUGGGGCGCCAUCAGAGUCAGCUACCCCGAGAACAGCUUCGCGUAGAUGGGGUCUAGCAGGAAGCACCUGUCCCCUGCAGCUUGUUUAGGCCCAGGAAACCCCAAUCCAACCCAGGUUGUCAUGGUCACAGUCAAAUACCACAUAUUUACUGUACAGUAAGUGAUUGUCCAAUGUACUCAUUCAUUUGGUUGGUGGUGUCAUGACCAAACAGUUUUUUCCAUUUACUCAAAUAAUGAAUAACGUACUAAAAGUAGUCUUAAUAAUUGUGUUGAUUUGAUGGUCAAACUGUUAGACACACCUCUGGAUUUGGGCUAUCUAGGGCUGGGACCUGCUCUUACUCCCUGGAUAUUUUCCAGUUUUAAGUAUUAUGUUUUGUUACCAACUUGACCAAAUGAGGUUAACCUUGUAAGAACUGCCCAUUGCACUACUGUUUUAUGCAAUCAUGAUCAGCUGCUAGAAUGGCCAGCUCUGAUUGGCUGAGAGGUCAUGCAUUACGUCAGAAGGUCCCACCGUUUUUAUUUUCAGUGUGUAGUGAACUUGUAGACAUUUUAAUUGCUAGAAUGGCCGGCUCUGAUUGGCUGUGAGGUCACAUGUCAUGUUGGAAGGUCCCACCCUUUUUAUUUUCAGCCUAGUGAACUUCUAAACAUUUUAUUUGUAUGGUGUGCCUGUGCUGUAUGAUGGGCAUCCAGGGCACCGCUGGUUUACAUCUGGGUCUGUGUCUUCAUGCUGAAUUACACCAUCCUGCUUUGUUUCAUUUCAAAGAAUAAAUCUGGUUUGUCAUUUUGAGAAGUGUGUUUGCACCAUACUGUAACAUUUUAAUUGCCUUUGAAAAGUAGACAGUUUUUCGAAAGGCAUUGGAAUUGCUUUUGCAUGACUUUACUUUUUUUAAAAGAAGAAAAAGUCUGGUAAUUUUGUGUUCAUGGCCCUGACGAAACAGUCUGAGACCCCAUCUCUGCCCCCGGUUGUGGAUUGCAUUCUGUAAAUCCUUCCCGCUUAAAGCUUGAUUCUUGGAUUGCUAGAUUUCCUAUAGCAUUACAGUAGUACUACAUUUUGUUGCGAAAAUGGGCACAAUCGUGUUCUGAAUGUGGAGAAACACACGCUUUGUACAUAAUACACAGAACCAGUUGUUUGAGUUGGAAUAUGGCGUGGGUCUUUUUAAAAAGGAUAAUUUAUCAAUAAAAACUCUAAAACAUU